Molecule: messenger RNA, 7966 nt
Organism: Mustela erminea (ermine)
Lineage: Eukaryota; Metazoa; Chordata; Mammalia; Carnivora; Mustelidae
Gene: ZNF804B
Product: zinc finger protein 804B
Exons: 5
Coding region: 1098-5129 (1343 amino acids)
Cellular component (GO): nucleus
Source: RefSeq, a predicted model, not a curated record
UUAGGAAUAAAGCAGCUGUAAAUAUUCCUGUAUGUGUCUUCAGUGAAUCGCAUCUAACCCGUCUGCCUUAUUUGGGGUGCACAGCUCGUCGGUCCAGCCGGCUGGGGAGCUGUUGCUUCUGCGAACCCCGCCGGCAGCCCGAGCGCUGAAACAUGCUGAAGGCGAGCAGGCAGCGAAAGAGUGAAGAAAACGCUCUCCUCCCGCUCCGCUCCUCCACCGCCGCCCCAGUCGCCCCGGGCCCCCGCCCCCAAACCCCGCGCAAAGUUGGCCCGGAGACGGGGCAGAGGGACCAGGGGCCCCGGGAGGCGGAAGGCAGGAUGCCGGCGCGGUGCGUCCCGCAGCCGCCAGAGCCUCCGGCCGCCGCCGCCGCAGCUGUCACCUCCUCGCGCGGCCGCCCGGCGCGCCCCUCGCCUUCAGCCGACAGCUCGGAACGGCGGGGCUAACCGCUCCCGCUCCCAGGUCGCCGCGUCCCCAAGUCCCGGUCCUCACCCCAGCCCACGCGCUGCCUCCUGCGCCCCCGCCCCCGCCACUGCAGCGGGGGCAGCGGAGUGGCGCUCCCCAGGACCGUCGGCCACUUUCCCGGGCACACCGCUGCUGCUGCGGCGGCCGCCCAGCGCCGCAGCCCGCAGCCCAGCCCGCGGACGCCCCCGGCCAGGUGACGGGGACCCGCGCCUGAGCAUCCCGGGGCGUGCGCUGGGUGCGAAAGCGAGGGGCGGGAGGAAAGGGGGCGGAGGAGUUCCUGAUUCCCCGGCGGACCCAGGAAGUUGUCCUUAGGAAAAAAAAAUUAUAUCGCCGGCCCGCGGUUGAGCAGCCACCUCGUCAGAGCAGCAUGUGGACUGGCUCGCCGGGUCCCCUAAGUGCUGUGUGGCUGCCGCUGCCGCCGCCGCCGCCGUCAGAGCAGCCGCUGCUGCCGGCAGCAGGAGCCCCGCGCGGGGCGAGGAGCGGGGACGCGCCGCCGCCGCCGCGUCCCCUGCUUGCCGCUGGCCGCUUCUUCUCGGGAGGUGGCAGUCACUGUCGCUGCUGAGAAACCAGCCCGCUUUUCCGCGCCUGGUCGUCUGGUGAGGAGUUGAGACUCUGCGCCUCCUGCUUGGACCCACAUGGCUUGUUACCUGGUCAUCAGUUCGAGACAUCUCAGCAAUGGGCACUAUCGGGGCAUUAAAGGAGUCUUCAGAGGGCCCCUCUGCAAGAACGGAUCUCCCUCUCCGGAUUUUCCAGAAAAGGAGAAGUCUACAGCAAAAGCCUUGGAAGAUGUAAAGGCAAACUUUUACUGUGAAUUAUGUGACAAGCAGUAUCACAAGCACCAGGAGUUUGACAAUCAUAUUAAUUCUUACGAUCACGCUCAUAAGCAGAGACUGAAGGAAUUAAAGCAACGGGAAUUUGCUCGAAACGUAGCUUCUAAGUCAUGGAAAGAUGAGAAGAAACAAGAAAAAGCACUUAAAAGGCUUCACCAGCUGGCCGAGUUAAGACAACAGUCUGAAUGUGUUUCUGGAAAUGGACCAGCAUACAAAGCUCCCAGGAUAGCCAUAGAAAAGCAACUCCAGCAAGGAAUUUUCCCAGUUAAGAAUGGCAGGAAGGUAUCGUGCAUGAAAAGCACUCUUCUCCUUAAAGGAAAGAAUCUGCCCAGAAGCAUUGCCGAUAAACAACGGUCUGCCAUGCAAAACCGACACCAGUUGCAAACGGACAGACGUUAUUUGUUCGGAAAUCGGGUAUCACAAACCUCUUUGGAUCUCAGCAAUGCAAACCACAGGACAGGAGUAUCGUUUUCUUUUUCCAAAAAAGUGCAUUUGAAAUUAGAAUCUUCAGCCUCUGUUUUCAGUGAGAACACAGAGGAAAGCCAUGAUUGUAACAAGUCACCCACCUACAAAGCAAAACAAACUGCAGAGAAAUGCAAGUGCCGCAGGUUUGCAAAUGAGAAUACGCAGCUCGCUAAGGAAAAAGAUAUAAACAUCACACCACGCCAUCUGGAGAGUGUCUUACACAAUACCUUCUCCAUAAGCUCUCAAAUCCUGCAAAACAAAAAUGACUCUAUUGAUGAAACGGUAGAAGAUUCGAUUGGCAUUCAUGCUUCAUUCUCUAAAUCUGAUGUUCAUCUUUCGGAUGUGGAUUUGACUCCUUGCAGCAGAGAAAAAGAAACUAGAAGUACACUGAAGAACUCUUCAGAAAACUGCAUUCAUCACUCAUGCCAAGCAAGAGCUUCCUCCAGCCCACCAAACAUUUACAAGCCCAGUGAUGCCAGGAUAUUUGAGUGUCUGGAUGAGUUUCCAUCGCUGGAGCCGAGUAAGCAAAACAGUACAGUGCAUCUGAAUCCCGACUCCGGAAUGGAGAUGAGAGACGCAUCUUUAGAUGAAACAGAAGGAGUUAGCCUUGUAAGAGACGUGUGUCCCCACGAUACGAAGUCGAAACCAUUGCCUUUUCUCCACGUACAAAGUAAGGAUGGCCACACCACUCUCCAGUGGCCCACGGAACUUCUGCUCUUCACAAAAACAGAGCCCUGCAUCUCUUACGGAUGCAACCCCUUGUAUUUUGAUUUUAAGCUUUCUCGGAACGCCAAGAGUGACCAUGAUUCAGAGGACCUAAAAACAGAACUGAUGAAGGAGCCCUCGGAAAUGAAGACAACAAUACAGAGCCAAGUCUCAGGUUUAACCGAAGACCAACAAAAAUUGAUCCAGGAAGAUGAUCGGUCUCCGAAACCAAAGAUGAUGAUAGCUAAUCCAGAUUGGGAAAAUUUCCAGAGAAAAUAUAAUUUGAGCUGCAACAAUUCUAAGCCAAAUAUGAAUCAACAUAAUUUUAGCGCAAGUGAUUUGGAAAUGAAAAAUCCUGAAGUGCCUGCUUACCUUGAUAUCUCUCUGAAGAACUGUGUAGAAAACAACAAUAAUAGUGAUAAGGAACUUAAGGAACCUUCCAGGGCCCACUGGCAAAGCUGUCAAAGGGUCAUCCUAAAUGAAGCAAGUGAGGGCCUAGCUUUUUCUCCUUAUAUCUCGAGGACUAAGAAACCAAAACUGAUUCCUCGCAAUCUUCAUUCAGAUUUUGAAGAUGCAAAUCAGUUCACCCGGAAUUCUAGUUCUUACCCAGUGAGGGGUCACGGUGGUCACGAGAAGGACUUCAGUGUAAUUUUGAAUAGUAACCACACAGGCAUGACCCACAGGACUUCCGGAUGUAGAAACCAAACUUGCAGGAGAGAUUCCCCAAACCUGUCUCUGACUAGGCUUUCUAGCCCUUCAGACACGUGCCCCCGCAGCAUAUCCAGCCUGAGAAGUGGUUGUUCAAGUCCUAAGUCUAGGGGGAAUGGCCAAGGUAAUUUGUUCUUCUUUUGCAAAAGGGAACACAACUCCUCUGAAAGGCGCAAAAGGAGACACCAAAAACACAGCUGCCUCUGCCCAUCUGAGGAGAUGGUCAAGGGCACCUGCCUGCCAUCUGAAAUACAGAGAGAUCGGAAUUGCAGAUCGUGGGAAUCGGCUAAGAAUGAAAAAUACUCCACACAUAAAUACGGUCGCUGUAGACAAAGACCUAAACCAGGCAAAAAUCAGCAGCAGUUUUCAGGGACCAAAUCCAGGAGAAUCCCCCACUGUGAUUCUAGCUCACAGCUGUCCUGUCCUGGGAACAGUGAAAAGCCACCACAUUGCCAGGGACCUCGGCACGGCAGAUGGGGCUCUCACUCAGGAGAGAGUGUUUAUUGCUUAAAUAAAAGCAAGAGAAGUCAAGAGUCUUCGGACAGCCCUCAUAUUUGUGACCUGGGAAAAGUAAAUUCCAUGCAGUGUCACUCUGGGAACAUCAGCUGCCUUCUAAGAAACUGUUCCAGCAGCCCUUCAGAAACCACAGAGUUGAAGGAAGGAGAGAGGACCCCCCUGACAGCCAAAAGUCUUUUAGAAAGAGUGCAAGCCAAGCGAUGUCAGGAACAAUCAACUAAUUUUGAGGUCUCUUCAAAGAAUCACAAAAACGAAUCAGAGACUCAUUCACAAAUUCAAUGCACAAUUCAAUUUACACCACUGGGCUGUCACCCACCAGCAUUGCCUUUGUCUGAAAAAACACAGAACGCAAGGAAAAAAACGAAUGAUCAAGGCAGUGCGAUUCAAAGGACUCUAGAGAAAGACCAAGUCAGAAGUUCACCGACAAAUAAUGUCGCUGUUUUAGGAGAUCCUGAUUGUAAUAACCAUCUUUCUAAAGGUCUAAUUCAUGUGGUAGCAGAUUCUCAGUCACCAAACAUGAAAAAGAACCCAACAACAAAAGAACAAGUAAAACCUUUAAUUGGUGAAGUCCAACAUUUUAUUCAGCGCCGUGACCCAGUACCAAAUGAUUUCCCUGGUGCUUUUCCAUCUAACAGAUAUACUGGUGUUACAGAUUCAACAGAGACCAAAGAGGACCAGAUUAAACUAGGCUUGGAGGAUGUGAGCCUGCCUAUGAAUCAUGGAGAGGGAAAUAUAAACCCUUACUGUGACAGAACUAUGCAGAAGCAUGACAAAGUAGAAGAUGAAUCAGAAGCGUGCCAUAAAUCCAGCUCGCCCCCUUUAAUUCAACAGCCAAUCACAUUUUCUCCGGAAGAAAUAGAUAAAUACAAGCUCCUCCAGCUACAAGCCCAGCAGCACAUGCAGAAACAGCUCCUAUCGAAGCAUCUUCGAGUUCUGCCCGCUUCAGGGCCGGCUGCCUUCUCCCCGGCCUCGGCCGUCCAGACGGUCCCGGUUCACCAGCACGCCUCCAUCACCACUAUCCACCACACGUUCCUGCAGCAUUUUGCUGUUUCUGCUUCCUUAAAUUCCCAUGGCGGCCCCCUCCCCAUAGCUCAUCUGCAUCCUCUUUCCCAGCCACAUUUCACUCCAUUCGCAUUUUCGCCUCUGACUCCCACGAUCAUCCCAGCACACCCCACUUUCUUAGCGGGCCACCCCCUACAUGUGGUCACCGCUGCUCCCUUCCACCCGCCCCACAUCACACUUCAGCCCCUGCCCUCGGCCGCUUUGAUCCCCACGUUGUUUGGCCCUCACUUAAACCCCGCCACUGCUUCCAUCAUCCACUUGAACCCUUUAAUCCAACCGGUGUUUCAAGGUCAAGAUCUUUGCCAUCAUUCUUGCUCCAGUCAGAUGCAACCGUUAAACGGAGUGAAAGAGGCCUUAAAUGUAUCAGCGCACUUGAACUAACAGGUGUCCAAGCCCCUCUUGCGGAUAAAUAAAACACAUUGUCGCUACCUACAGAAAUGGUAUAUUUAAAGUGAUCUAUCUAUCUGAUUAUUAUUAAGAUUUUAAAUAUUGGUGCCAAUUCAAAAUGUGACCAGUAUACAAAUCUGAACUGAAUUGCCAAUAUCAAAACAGGAGCAUUUUAAGAAUUUAUUUUAACUUGAAUAAAUAACAGAGCAAAUUUAAAGUAACUCUGUGGAAGGGUAGAGGGAAAUGUGUUAAAGGUAUGUUUGGAUGAAUUCUCACAUAAUAUUAUAAAAUGAUAACAAAACAUUCAGGCAGGUCAUUGAUAUUACAAAGAAAAUAAACUGGAACAUAAUAUUGUAUGCUCUAGGUGUUUGCUGCGCGAGUGAAUGAAUGGAUCACACGUUUGGUUUUAUGCAUCAGGUAAUAAUAGAAGGUCAGUGAAUUAAACUGUUUAUCAAAAAUAAUUCCUAUGGUUAACUACUGACCAAGCUUUCAAUCAAUACAAUCUGUUUCAAUUAAAAUAAUUUAUAUUUUCAUAGGAAAUAAGAGAUGGCAAGAAAUUUUCUGAUUAAUUCAAGUUGAAAAUUACUCUUCAGUGAAAAACAAUCUUUACACAGAUUGUAUCAUUGAGUUUCUGUGAAAAGUUGGGUUAUCAUCCUUUCACAUACAUCUGUGUUAAGAGAAUUUUGUAACUGUAAGAAUCAUCAACAUCUAAAAUUAAGAAUGUUUAAUUUUUGUAUAAGAAAACAUACAUAAGCUAUCACUAGUAUUUGAUAAUGCAAAAUAAAAAAUAAAAUACACUCAAUACCAUUUUGAAUAUAUUGCUUAAUCUUUCAAACAUUACAGGGAUUAAAAUAUUAAGUUUUCUUUAUUCUUCUACUUAACAAAUCUUACUGUGUUCACCCAAAAUUAUGUAUAAGUAGAGAGAUGAACAUUUGGAAGUGUCAGAAUUUUUACAUGAUCUUUAUCGAGAAAGUCUUAUAAAUUACUUUGUGUAUUUUACUCAAUUAUAGUAGAUAUCAGGAAAACACAGUGAAUGGUGCUGAAUAAAAUCACCAUUCGCAUAGUUUUGCAAGUGAUCUUAAAUAUUUAUUCAAAAUGUUUCCUAGUCCACAGAAUCACAUUUGUUACAUCAGUAUUCUGAAUGGCUCUCCAGUUAGAGUUAUUAUUUUAUAUUCAUAAAAUGAAACAAAAACUGGUAUGACUGCACAUUUCCUAUAAUUCAAGUUUCAGAGAAAAUCAACUAAACAGAAAUGGAGUGAUCGGCCCCCUACUGCAUGUAGGAUGAUGGCAGUGUUUCUGUUACAUGAGAUGGGUGUCUUCUUCAGCCUUGUUUCAUAGGGAAGACAGCCAUCUUCACUGAAAUUCUCCAGUGCAUCAGGCAGAGUCUGGCUAAACAUCUGUUCUGUUAUUUCACUUAAUUUUCACAAAUGUAUUUUGAGAUGAAUGUUAUCAUUCCUCUGUACGGAUGAGGAAAAUGAAGUUGAAAGCACAAAUUCUUAGUAAAUGAUAGGAAAAGAUAUCUUUGAUCCUGGGGGGAGAGAGGGAGAGAGACAGAUAGGCAGAGAUAGAAAAAGAAGAUAACGUGAUUUUGAAAUUGUAAUGUAAAGAAUUUAUGUAGCUUCCUAGAUAUCAUCAGAAAGUUGCAGGAUGGGGAUUUUGACUGAGAUAUGGCAGUAGGAAUGUCUAACUUACCGGAAAAGAAUUGAAAAAAUAAAGGAAAGGCAUCAAAUAGCAAAAGAAGCCCUCUGUAUUUGCAUGGAACAUCAUAAAAAUCAUUAUAAAAGAACAUUAAGAAACAUUGGAUGAAUGUAAUGGAAGUAAAAUAAAUAGAAAACUUAUUAUAAAAAAAUAAACAAUAAUUGGACCAGCAGAUUAAAAAAUAAUAAUGUGGAUGACAAUUUCUUAAAACAGAUUAUAAAGUUGACAUAGCCAAGACAGAGUGAUUAUGGAAACACACUAAAAGUCUUAUUAGGAAAAAGAAAGUACCUGAUUAAUUUUUGUAAUUGUCUUUGUGACAAUUUCAUCUCUCCAAAGGUUAGACCAGAAAAUCUCUAUUGAGCACUUCAUUUUGACUAACAAGGACAGAUUGAUAUGAGUUGAUGGCAUGGAAAUGACUGUCUUGUAUUAUCAGUGAUGACAAUGUUCUCCAGCGAUGCUAUCUUGGGCUUUGGGAAAGAGACUUCACCAUUUAAAUAAGAGAUAACUUAUACCACAGAGUGAGAAAUUAUAAGUUGUGACAUCACAUGUGGAAAUCUACAAUUAGGAAAUAUUCCAAUAAGGAGAAAAACAGUCCUUUAAACAUUCCGAUAUAAACUGAAUGGGGGAAACAUUAGAAUAAUUUUUAAAGUGCCGUACAUCCAUGAGUCAAAAUGAACAGAGAUUAGGUUAAGGUCUUUUUAAUAUCUCAUUUGUGGGAAAUACCAAAAGAAGUUAAUAUUUUGCUUCUGCUUGCUGCUUGCUGCUGGGGAAGAUAAUCUAGUAGGAUCUUUUCCACCAUUAGAAUGACUGGCUUUUACUGAGAGAUGAGAAGCUACUGGAGAAUUUUGUCACAGGGGAGACAUGAUUGCUUCAUCUUGGAUUUUUACCAGGGUCAUUCGGCUAUUGCACUGUAAAUAAUCUCCAGGAGAGUCGAGGUGGGGAUGGGGAGGCUGAUUAGUAGAUUGGACGCAGACAAGAGAACAAAGUAAUGUGCUCAGCCACAGUCUGGUGGGAAUGUUGAGAAGUGCUGAGAUUCUAGAUUUAUUAUGACACUAGACCUGGGAAAGUGUGCUUCAUAUUGAGUAUAGGGUGUAAGACAAAGAGAGGAAUUAGAAAUGACAUAAUUGUCUUUG